CUCUUCUUCAGGUUUGAAUUUAUAUUUAUCAUAAUUCAUAAAAUAAAUUUUAAUUGUAAACGCAGAGGCGCAAGACGCCUCGCAAUCGCAAUGCAGCCCGGAUCUGCUUAAGAGUCUAGCGAGCUGCUUUGUGCCUCAGAUAGCCUCGAGAAGCGCAUCUAGAGCAACUUCGUUCACAAGCUCCGUGGUGUCAAACGCCACCAACACUCUGAAAAAGGUGCAAACAAGUGCAUCCCAACUGUUCAAGAACGUCUUCAAUGCGGCUAAAAAGAUGAAUUUCUCCACGAUUUCAAGCGUCAAAAGCAUCCCAUCGAAUUUUGUAAGAGACGUCAGAGCACUCGCGCAAAAUGCUUCCAGCAAUGUCAAUAACAAAUUUUUGAAAUUGAAUGAAAGCAUGUUGAAGAACUUCGAUUUGCUCUCGAGCGAUGGCCGUGUUCAAGCAAGCAACGCUUUCCUGCAAAGUGCCCCUGAAAAUUUGAAAACCGCAGUGCAGGCGGCCACGGCCAAUUGCACCGAACAAAUGUCCCUGAUUGGCGGCUCGACCUCAAAUCAAACCUUGUCAACCAUGGCUGCCACGUUCUUUACCGCCUGCGUCAACGUGAAUUUGCCAUCCCUGCCAACCAAUCUGAGCAACACUUGCAAGAACGACCUGACAACCUUGAAGUCGUGUGAUUUUAAAUCAUUGUUCGGAUUGACGGAAUAAGGAAGAACUAUAAUUGUUGGAAACUGAUUUUUAAUCGGAAUAAAAAAAUGCAUUCUA
Molecule: messenger RNA, 760 nt
Organism: Cloeon dipterum
Lineage: Eukaryota; Metazoa; Arthropoda; Insecta; Ephemeroptera; Baetidae
Exons: 7
Coding region: 272-703 (143 amino acids)
Source: RefSeq, a predicted model, not a curated record